Paraphaeosphaeria sporulosa is the source of this 324-nucleotide messenger RNA. RefSeq lists its product as uncharacterized. The record is from RefSeq and is a predicted model, not a curated record. NCBI's taxonomy places the organism in Eukaryota, Fungi, Ascomycota, Dothideomycetes, Pleosporales, Didymosphaeriaceae. Bases 1 to 324 code for a protein of 107 amino acids. The transcript is spliced from 2 exons.
AUGGCUGCUGCGAAGGGAGACGCCAGGGGCCCGACUUGGUGGAUGGCGCUGUGGUUCCAGUUGAAGGGUUCGGUUCCGGUGAUGGUGCGCGCAACGCCGACGAUGGAGGCGUGUAGUACAGCGCUGCAAAGGGAGCUCAGCUGGGCUUUUCCAGCAUACGGGGCCCAGAGCGAGGAGUACCGAGACACCGGUUCAAUGUCGUACCGAAGGAAGUUCACGUUCUGGGGUUGCGCACGCGCGUGCUGCCAUUCGACAGAUCGUGAGUGCAAGGAGGAGAUUGACCCAGCAACCAGGUUUGUUCUCAGUGUGGCGGCAACGCCAUAG